AUGAUUUUUAUAGUGAUAAAACUAUUUUUUGUGUUUAACAUAUUUCAACUAAUAGUGGCUACUAAUAGUGAGAGUGGUUUAUUGAAAUAUAAAACCAGCAUAGACAAAAUAGGCACGGACGUCGAGAAUUUUAUUUAUGACAUUGCAAAAGAAGUUGCUAAAAAAGCUGAUUCCUUCAUUAAUAACGAAUACGAUGAAUUAACAGAAGAAAAUCCAACAGUCGAAAAUAACAUAAUAAAGGAAGAAGCUACAACAUCAGCUACUGUUAAUGUUAUAGAAGAUUACACAGAAGAAGAAAGGAUAAAACGUUCGAUAGAUGAUAUUCAAUCAGAAGGUAGUAUUAUAGCGGCUGGGGAAAAACCUGAAGUUCAUCAGGAAUCAAAUGUCGUAGAUCACAGCGUAGAUGGCCUAAAACAAGAAUUAAAAAAAUUAACCGAUCUGACAGUUAUGUUAAAGGAACAGCAGAAUAUUUUAGCUUUGCUUGGAGAAAAAGGGAAGUUUUUAAAUGAUAAUCUACAAUCCAAUCCUCAAGAUAUGAUUCAUCUGUUAGAACAAUUGGAAGACCAAAGAAGGAUUUUAAAACCUACCAAAGAAAACAGUAAGGAAUUAAAACAUUUGAAAGUCGAUAUACAAGAAGCAAUAGAGGCUUUAAAUAAAACUAGCAAAGGAAAAGAUAAUGAAAAGGAUAAGGAAUUAAAACUGGAAUUAGAAAUUAAACAACAAAAAGAAGAAAUUGAGAUGCUAAAAGAUUUGGUAGAACAAAUAUUGGAGAAACAAGAUAGUUUUGAAGAAGACAAAUCUAGUGAAGAAAAAAGAGAAUCUGAAGAUGAUAUCUUAGGUGUAUCCCUAUUUCUACAACCGUUAGGAAACAAAACACCCACCAGAGAAAGGGAGAGCAAUAUGAAAGAAAAUGUGGAGAAUAAAGACAGAGAACAAUUUUUUAACCAGAAAAAUCCGCCAGGGGAAAAUAAAGAUCAAGAGAAAACUAGAACGCAAACAACAAAUGUUGAUAACAAAGCAACCAAUGAAAAAAGUAACGUUAAAUCUAUUCCAUACGGUGACUCAAAAUUAUCCUUAACUAAAUCAAAUGAAAAAUCUACGCAUUACGAAGAACCCACCUUACCCUCAGGAAAAUCAGAAGCCAGAGCUAGAUCUUUUGAAAGUGAUGUUUCACAGUUUUUGGACGAAAUUGAUGGGAACAAAAAGCCCGAUUUGGAGGAACAGCUUAAAGAGUUGGAAGAGAAAUUUAUAAAACAAAGUAGAGAAGAAAAAAUCAAAAGAGAACUAGCACGACUACGUAAACUUUUAGGUAAAGGUAAUGAAGACGAAAACACUGGAUCAAAGCCACUGGCCCAAAAUGAAGAUCAAAUUGAAUUUUUAACAAGGUUAGAGAAGCUAAUGAAAUCACGAGCAACAGAUAUGUAA
Molecule: messenger RNA, 1425 nt
Organism: Diabrotica virgifera virgifera (western corn rootworm)
Lineage: Eukaryota; Metazoa; Arthropoda; Insecta; Coleoptera; Chrysomelidae
Product: trichohyalin-like
Exons: 2
Coding region: 1-1425 (474 amino acids)
Source: RefSeq, a predicted model, not a curated record